This is a messenger RNA of Gossypium raimondii (Peruvian cotton), 1933 nucleotides long. RefSeq names its product protein LURP-one-related 7. NCBI's taxonomy places the organism in Eukaryota, Viridiplantae, Streptophyta, Magnoliopsida, Malvales, Malvaceae. The coding region runs from base 120 to 737 and encodes 205 amino acids. The record is from RefSeq and is a predicted model, not a curated record. The transcript is spliced from 3 exons.
GAAUUUGUUGGCAUGCUUUGGAAGAUCAGCCCCCCUUUUUUUUUGUUCAAUAUUAUCAUAAGCUGAAUUCGAGAGAACUUUUCUUUUCCCCGUCGAUAAGAGUCAGAUAAAAUUUUCCAAUGGCAACUACUUCAGCUCCGGUAUAUCCGGCGAACACGCCGAUCCCGUUCGAUCUAUUCGUAUCCAAGAAGCACCGUGCUCUCCCUCGUGGCGUCCUUGGAUUCGCUGAUUCUUCCGGGAACAUCGUUUUCAAGGUCAACCGUCAAGAUUCCAAAUCAUCCUUCUCACAUGCCAAGGCUAUUCUCCUCGAUUCCGCGGGAAAUCCUCUCAUCUCUCUCUACCCUCAUAAUGAUGGGUCUUGGCAAGGUUUCAAGGGUGAUGAUGGUGACAAGAAUCUGAUAUUCAAAGUCCAGAGGGUAUUGACAAAGUUCACGAGAACUGAGCUGGAGGUAUUCCUUGUUUCUGAAAAUCAGGGUCAGGGAGAGUUAACUUGUGAUUUCAAGGUCAUAGGCUGCCAUUUCCAAAGAUCUUGCACCAUCUACAAAGUUGAUUCCAUUGUGGCUCAGACCAGUCUUAUGCACAAACUUCGGAAGAUCUGUGUUAGUAGGAGUAAAUUUCGGCUGACCAUGUUUCCUAGCUUAGAAGAUCCUUCUUUGGUUGUUGCACUUGUGGUAAUAUUCUUGUUUAGUGGCCCCAAGAAAUUCCAAGUUCUGGAUAAAAUACCCAUAUCUAUAUGAAGUUAGAAAAAUAUCUCAAGCAGAGGGAACCUUUGAAAAACCCAAAAAUGGAGGGUGAGGUGGUUAGUUCUCUUUUAGGUAUUUUAUGUGAUGGUGUUGACUGUUUAGUCUCUGGGGAUCAUGCUGAUGAAUUUAAGGAUUAUUUCUCAAAAAUCAGGAUGGAGAGGGAGAUGGCAGCCACGAUGAAAGUGUUUGAUGGUGGUUGGUCGGCCAUAACUGUGGGAGGAUGGGGUGAAAGAACAAAGACAGAAACUUUAUUGAGGAAGGUGAUAUAAAAGCUGUUUCUGCGAACGGAAAUUGUUUCAAUUUCAAUUAAAUGGAUCAUAUAGGCCCUUUAAUUUAUUUCUUUUGGUCUAAAUAAGUCUUUUAUUCAUUGCAAACCAUAGUUAUUGAAGUUUGAGACUGUAAGAAGAGUGUAGUCAACUACGGAGGCAAUAUCCCAUGUUUUGCUUCCCUUUCCAUUGAUGGCUUUGAUUAAUGUUUUCACAGUCUGACUCUAAGAUUACAUUCUGCCAUCUUUUCGCAGCUAUAAGAUUGGGGGAACCUAGCCUUAAAAGCAAGAGCUUCAGCCACUUGUGCUGACAAAGCGAACACCAGUGCAUUGAUUCCGUCAACCAUUUCUCUGUUGCUGUUCCUAGUGACAGCAAUACCACUCAUUUCAGAUUGGUUUAAGAAUGCAGCAUCGCAGUUUGACUUUGAUAACCUGUGGAGGUGGAUUAUACCAUUCUGGAGAGUCAGAGGCGUUUGGCUGAAGCCUGCUCCUUGAGUGAAGUCCUGAUGCCCAAAGAACACCACAUUCCACACCACGGCUCAACUUCCUUCCUUUCGAAUGUCCACCUAUGGCAUGCCUUCUAAAUUCCCCAGCUUUCUGUAGCAUUCGAUUUGUCUAAACUGUCAAGCUGGUAGUUAGAAUUGGCCAAUUUCUUGGUUGAUGAGAAAUACCAGGAAAAUGGAGUUCUCCUUUAUAGGCAAUUUGUUUGUGUUUUUUCUCAAGAGGAAUAUGAAAGUAGAAAAAGGGUGUGAGUUUGCAUUUUUAGUGGUUUAAGGGAAUAUGUGGGGGAGGUUCCAAUUCAAUAAAAAAAAUAAACAAACCUGACUGCUCCCAUUGUUUCACCAAUUGUUUAAAAUGUUCCUUGAAUUUAGAAUAUGAUAUGAUUACUUAUACUUUUUUAUAAGAUAAAUAUAUUUUUCUGGUA